This is a messenger RNA of Solanum verrucosum, 1043 nucleotides long. Its product is annotated as rac-like GTP-binding protein ARAC7. Gene Ontology annotation, biological process: establishment or maintenance of cell polarity; regulation of actin cytoskeleton organization; cortical cytoskeleton organization. The coding region runs from base 132 to 764 and encodes 210 amino acids. The transcript is spliced from 8 exons. Gene Ontology annotation, cellular component: cytoskeleton; plasma membrane; cytoplasmic vesicle. The record is from RefSeq and is a predicted model, not a curated record. Gene Ontology annotation, molecular function: GTP binding; GTPase activity; protein kinase binding. Lineage: Eukaryota; Viridiplantae; Streptophyta; Magnoliopsida; Solanales; Solanaceae.
CCUCUAUCAAUAUCUUAUUGUUGGGGUUUCAACAUACUCUUCCUUCUUUGAUACUCUCCUUUUUUUCCUUUUUUUUUUUUUUUUUGAACUUGAAAAGAUAAGCGCUUAGAAUCUGGAAACUUUUGAGAAAGAUGAAUGCUUCAAAGUUCAUCAAAUGUGUAACUGUAGGCGAUGGUGCCGUUGGCAAGACCUGCAUGCUCAUUUGUUACACUAGUAACAAGUUCCCUACUGACUAUGUUCCAACUGUGUUUGACAAUUUCAGUGCCAAUGUAGCCGUGGAUGGGAGCAUUGUCAAUUUGGGUUUGUGGGAUACUGCAGGUCAAGAGGAUUAUAGCAGGCUGAGACCACUAAGUUACAGGGGUGCAGACAUUUUUGUAUUAGCUUUCUCUUUAAUCAGUAGGGCAAGCUAUGAAAAUGUUCUUAAAAAGUGGAUGCCUGAACUUCGUCGUUUCACACCCAAUGUCCCAAUUGUACUUGUUGGAACUAAAUUAGAUAUUCGAGAAGAUAAUCGCUAUCUAGCAGAUCAUAUGGGCUCAAAUAUUAUAACACCUGCCCAAGGUGAAGAGCUAAGGAAACAAAUCGGUGCAGCAGCUUAUAUAGAGUGCAGCUCUAAAACUCAGCAGAAUGUGAAAGCUGUUUUUGACACUGCAAUCAAGGUUGUGCUUCAGCCUCCUAGGAGGAAGGAGGUAGCGAGGAAGAAAAGGCAAAGAAGCACUGGUUGUUCAAUUGUCAGGGGGAUCGUCUGUGGAGGCUGUGUUGCUUAGGAAAGUUUAGGAUUUGGUGUUCGUGAUAUGUAUCCUUUCCAACAUGUACUGACUCAAGCUCUUCCCAGUUGUUUUUUUUUGCGGUACUAAGCGAAAGCUGGAGCUUGCAUUAGUAUGAUAUGGCUGACGAAUAUUGUAUUGUAUUGUAUUACCUGUUUUGUAGCACAAACUAUUUGUGGAGAAGCAGAGGGAAUUGUUGAUUUCCUCAAGUUAUGUAUUUUGAAUGUGUUGGUCUUGUGGAUGCACUGUUAACUUGGUACAAGGAAUAUUAUCCCCAAA